ACCGCGGAAAUUUUUUAUCAAUAAUAUGUAUCUUUUCUUUCUUAAAUUCUGCUCCUUUAUUUUUCUGUCGUGAUGAUUUAGUUUUAUUCUUCCCACGAAAUAGAAUGUUUCUAUUUUAAACAAAAUUUACUUGCACUGUCAUGGCUCCAGCAAAAAUUAAAGCAUUGAACGACAAUUCGUCCGAUGAGAGUGAAGUUGAUGAAGAGAAUCCCACUGUCACCAGGGAAGCUUUAGAAGAAAAAGCUCUCAUUCGUUACAGAGAAAUAUUAACUCUUCAGCAAGCUCACAAGUGGGAUGAAGCUGAGGAAGCAUAUAAAAGUCUCUUGAGCAGCGACAUUCUGGCCAAGACUACUGGAACCCUUGGUCCUGAAACCUGCCGAGUACAACAUUCUCUUCUUCACAUGAAAUACAGUUGCCUGAAAAAUCUGGGUAACAUUUUCAUUCAAAAGAAGGAUUUUCAGUCAAGUUUAGACUACUACUUGCAGGCUGUUGAGAUUGAUAAUUCUGAUAUAACCGUCUGGUUCCGAAUAGGACGAAUUGCUAUGAGAAUUGCAGACUUAAAUUUGGCCAUCUCUGCUUUUCUUGAGGGUUUACGUUGUAACCCAAGGCACUGGCCUUGUCUGGAUAACAUAAUAACCAUCUUUUAUGCUGUUGGAGAUUUCUUGGCCUGUCUCAGCUACAUUCACAAAGCAUUUGAACUGGAUCCAGACUUUGUUAAAGGUCACAUAUUCAUCAAAGAAAUUGAGAAGAAACAUCCUACUGUGUUGAAAGAUUUCAAGAUAUUUUAUCCCGAGUGCUCACUUGAAGGACGAGAGGAACUCGGUGUAGAAAGAGAGGAAAUCCAAUUCAUUCUUGAUGAAGUUGAGGAACUACAGAAAAAUGAUCGGGCAGUUAAUCGCCCUGCUCCAGAUGAAGAAAUCCCUCCUACACAGAUACUUAAACCAUUCAAGAAAAAGAGUUGGCUCAACCUUGGGCAAGCUCUCUUGGCGCUGCACGAAGAUCUCAGUAGGAGCUUCCAAAUUAGCAUAUUUUCCCGGGUAAGGCUGAAAGACUCAGAGGCGGAGUCACCAGAGAAAGCAGACAAACAACCUGAGGAUAUGGAGGUAGAAGAAUGUUUAGAGAAUGCUGAUCACACUCAAGCGGGUACGCGAAAUAAACGGAAACGCAGCUCUCCAACACUUGCAGAGCAGUUGCGGUACAGUGACAAAAGACGGUCAGCGCGUGUUAGAGACACCACUCGCAAGCAGGAACCAAGCUUAGCUAGGACUCUGUGUAAUUUAAUUCCUCGUUCACUGAUGCCUCAAAGAGAGGAACAAAGCAACAAAGAUUUUGAUGUUCUCAGAUGGAUGAAUGAAGAUUCUAUGGAUACAAUGGAUAUUUACCGUCUUUUUGAGAACAAAGAGGGCUGUUCAAGAGAGUCAUCCACCUCUUUAGGACCUUCCAAUAAUAUCUCUAUAGAGUCUCGAAUCAAAAUUAUUCAGGAAGAGAAUUAUUUUGACACGAUUGAAGAAAUUAAUGAAUUGAAGUCAUUUUUAGAUACACACAACGAGAAACCCUUCUUUGAGAUUCUGACACAGUUUUUGUUGCAUCUGUCAACCAAGUGGUCCGCAAUGUGGCCACAUGGUUUGAGCCAAGUUUAUCUGAGAAUCUGUAAAAUCAUCCGAGGUCAAGGUCCUCAAAAACAACAUACAAUUUUUUUACUUCAACAACCCACCGAUAUUGUUCGGGCAAAAGAUGAAUUGGUUCCUGAAGCCAAAGCUCUCUUACUAUUUUGUGAACUUCUGCUUGAUGAUUGGCUCCAGAAAGAAAGUGAGGACAAAAAAACAAGUUUACUUGGAAACAGUUUACUUGGGGGUGAAUUAAGUUCACUGAUGUUGGGGGAACUUUGGGACGUCUGCUCAUCAGCAAAUGAUACGAUUCUGAAUGUACGGAGCUAUUGGUUUGAAGCUCUUCUUUCUCUGCACUGUGGAGAAACCCUUUCUGCUGCUAAUGCUUUCAGCUCUAUAGUUUGCAGCAUCGAUGAUACUUUCAAGUUAAAUCUACCCAACUUAGUCAAUAAUUUUGAAAUUAGCAAAGCUGUCGCUCAGAAGUACUUGCAUUCUUUGAAUUGGAAUGAACUUCUUCGCGAGGUCCCAUCUCUGAGAGACCGCGGUCAGUUCUCUGAAGUAAUCAGCAUAUUAAAGGACUGCUUAACCAGUACUAAUCCUAUUCUCCAAGCUGCACAACCGAUUCUGGACAGAUUUGAGCAGUACUGUAUUUUAUUGGAUUCUUUAAUUGAGCUGGAAAAAUAUCAAGAUUGUUUUGAAUUUUGUGAAGCCUGCUGUCACGAAGCUUUGAACAGCUAUCGAGGGUGCUAUUUGGAUGAGAAUUCAAUGGAAACAAAGAUGCGCUACAUUUGCAUCAUCAACCGUUGUUUGCAGGGCAUGCUUGUUUGCAUUGAAACCAUUGGUGAAAAAAUAGUGUCUGAGUUGAAAGAAGGUCGUGGAACUCGGCUAAUUCAAACCCUGAGUAACAUCAUAUGCCAUCAAUCAGAAUACAAUGAAGCAAGUGUUGAUGAGACAAUCAACUGUACUAUCCCAUGGACACUCUUUUAUUAUGUCAUAAAGUCAACGGAAGCUCCAUACGAUCAAGAUUUGAUGAUCCCCAUCUCUCUUCAAGUUUUAUUUACAGCCCAUGAUUAUUUAGGAAGACGGUCGUGGUGUUUGUAUGAUGAAGCAGCUGUCCUUUUUCUAAUCCUGCACAUAGUGGAACCAAUCUUACGAUCUCCGACUUUAGAUUUAGAAAUCAGACUUGCUCUGGUGCAGCAAGUUGACCAGAUAUUUUUCUGUCUCUACCAACAUCCUUACAAACGGAAUAAGCCUAGACACGUUGUGGAUCACAAUGUUCUCGGCCUGGCUUUAACCUGGAGUCGUGCUGUCCAAAUGUACCGUUUUUACAAGCCACUGGAAUUGCCUGCGUUCGACUCAAACAAGUCCUCAGCCAUUUCUGGUGAUUUUGAAAGUUUGGUCAAACGUCUCAUACCUCUUAUACCCAAAGAUCUCAAUCCAAGCCAUCUCAUGGAGGGAGUGAUGGCUUAUCUUAACCGUGAGGUAGACAACGUACCUGAAGUUAGCCCUCUGUUGCCAAUCGAGAUCGAAGAUUGUUUUUAUUUUCUUGGAGAUUAUCAUUUCAAGUCCAAAAGUUGGGGUAAAGCUAUCAAAUACUAUUUACAGGAUGUGUGCCAUAACCCACUCCGGGUUGAUUCAUGGGCAGCCAUGGCACUGGCUCGAGGAGGGCAAGUUGAAAUGAAACUCAACUCAUGUGAAUCCAUUAAAAGUGAAGAGGAGUUUCUAGACCAGGCGAUGAUGGCUUGCCAGUGCUAUAAGCGUUCAUUGGAAAUCGAUGCCCAGCAUCCGACGCUAUGGAUCGAGUAUGGAUCAUUCUCUUACAUGCUUCACUCUUUCUGCUCCAGGCUCUUGAAACAGGAAACAACCAAUUUGAGUUUAGAAUUGUUCGCCACUCUGGAAGAGGUGAAAGAAAAAAUGUUGCAGACUUCGUUCGACUGUUUCAUGUCAGCUAACUCAGUCUACAACAGUCUUAUAUUGGAGGGAAAUGACAUGCAAGAUGAGCGCUGGCUCCACCAUUUCAUGCUGGGAAAAAUAGCAGAAAAGAAAGAAGAACCGGCAAAUGUCUAUAUUGAUCAUUAUUUGAAAUCGACAGAACUACUCCAUAGCAGCGGAGCUCAGUACCCCACCACUGUGAACUACUCAAAUCCGCAGUUCUAUGCUGUCGAAGCUCUUGAGUUAUAUUUUCGGAUCCACAGCUCAAUUUUAAAACGAAUCGAACAGUGUGAAGAUAAACCGUUGCCCCCCUCAACAAGGCACCUAUUCAAAACAACUGUUGAAAACCUCAUGAAAAGCCCUUUUGCAACUCACAAUCAAGAUGCGUCCAUCAAACUGUCAUCCAGCAACCUGGCUGAUAACCAUGAUCUGAAGGGGGAGGAAGAGAGCGAGGAGAACUCUAAUUGUAUUUUACCGGAGGUGGAGGAUCUCAUGAAACAUCUCCUCCAGAGUGUUUUGGAAUCACUCAUUGCCCAUGAGGAAGAUGUCAAAGAGGAUCCAGAAGAUGCAAGUGCAUUAGGGAAGAAAAAAGAGGAUGAUCUCAAACAAGAGGUGAAAACAGGCGGUUUUCCAGAAAAUCUUGAAGUAAAGCAAGAACAAACUACCGCUCAAGGAAGCUGUUUGGAAGAGUCAGCGCUAGAAAUUGUUUCAAAUACAGAUGGAGAUCACAUCAAAACAGAGAUCACCUGGGAUGUUCCUGCCAAGAAUUCGAUGAGCCCAAAAGGAAAGGAGCUUGCCGAGGAAAUGAUGCAAGUAGCGAAAGAAACGGAUGGUUCUCAAAACGACGUUGAAAUGAUCGAUGAGAAUGAAAUAGAUCUGCAAGAGGAGAACCUAAAAGCAAAGCAAGAGUUGCUCAGUUCGGACGAGCAUGAGACUGAUACGGAAGAUGUGUGUGAGUCUGAGAGGGAGGAGCAAUCGGUGACAGAUUCAGGGCAAGCCGAAGAGGAGAAAUGCGAACUAAGUUUAAGUGAAAAUGAAUCAACGAAAAACGUGACUGAACCAGAACUGAGUUGGGAGAAGAAAGAAACAGAAAAGAACGAGAAUGAUACCAAGGAGAAACCCUCGGUUGAUUCACAAGAGGUGCAAGAAGAAGAAGAAGAAGAAGGAAAUGAAAAUGAAGAAGAAGAAAGCAUGGAGAUGGUGCUCAGUGAAAUAACCGGGGAAAUGGAAAAAUGUAAAAAGAAAGUGGUUACCGAAGAAGAGGAAAUGACAUCGCCUGGCAGUCCCUCAUCAGAAGGAGGAACUGCUGCAGGAAAAGAAAUGGAUGUCUUCGAGACGAGUGGUAAAAAGCGGAAACACUCUCAUGGAAACCUGAAAGCAAAGGUGGACCCACUCAGCUCGGAAGAUUCAUCUGCCUCCAACUCUUCAUCAUCUUCCUCGGCCUCGUCUAGCUCAUCCAACGCAUCCGAUUCCUCUACCUCAUCAUCAUCCUCUGGAUCGGGCUCCAGCGAGUCAUCUGUGUCCUCCUCAUCAAGUAGUGAUGCGUCAUCCAGCUCAGAGGCACUCGAGUCGACAACUGCCAGUGAGUCAAAGUCAGAGAAAAUGACUAUAAAAAAGAGAAAGAUGGAGGCAGUCAGUCAAGAGAAUGAAAAUGAAGAGAACUGGAAAGCAGUUCAAUCAGAAUUGACCCAACACUGUUUAAAUGCCAUCGUUGAGUGUACACGAAGGUUUCCGGAGCAUUACAAAUCUCUGUACCGCUUAGCUCACUACCAUUUCCGAUCAAAGUUACAUCGAGAUGUGAAAAAGUGUCACACGAUCUUACUUGGACCUGGUGGGCUCUUUGCUGAUAGGAAGUUCAACAAUUUCUUCAAUGGAGUUUGGCGCAUUCCAUCUGGUGAAAUAGACCGAGCAGGGUCUUUUGCUUAUCAUAUGAGCUGCUGUGUUCACUUGGUGGUUGAUAUGUUGCGGGAUCUCAAAGAUUUUUACAUGCUUUUGGAGCUAUCAAUACAACUGCGAGAUAUGCCCGAGCCGGACAAGAAAUACCUUCGAGAUAACGAAAGAGAGCAGCUGUCUAAAGAAGCCUUUUCGCUAAGCUUGAACUCAGUGCGUAAAAUUACCCAAGAGUCUUUCUUGCAGAAAAAUCCAGUGGCAAAAGAGACUCAGAAAGCAACCCUCCUGGAUGUUUAUCGGUGCUAUCACAAAGUCAAUAAGUACUGGCCUCAAAAGGAGCAAGUCUUCAGUAAAUUAUUGACUGACUUUUACCGAAAGUAUUUCCCAGAAAAGUCAACUGGAAAUAUUCUUGAGUCGGCCAUAAAGUUUUGCUCAGCUGAAAUCAAUGCCGUCAAAUCUGCUGCAACGCUUGCAGCCACUGUGAAUGCUACCCCUCCUCCGAUUGUUCCUGAUCGACCUGCUUCCUCCAGUAAAACUACCAACCAGGCACCUACCCCUGCAUCUGCUCCGUUCAGUCCCAAGGUCACCUCUAGCGUCAUGCUUCAACCUCCUGUGCCAAAAUCUAAGUCAUCCGCUCCUUUUUCACCACACUCCCCGAGACCAGUGGGGCGGCCUCCUAAAACGCCCAACGUAAAUGUUAGGCCUCCAAAAGCGGAUACUGCUAUCUCAGCUUUCGAGGUCAAAAUGUUCGACCUCAUUCGCGCUGUCAAGCUCAAUUUGAAGAAACAGCACGUACUAACUGACCCAGAGCACUACCCUCCGAAUAUCUCAGUUCAAGAGCGAACAAUGAUUGCAAAAUAUCUCAUCAGCAAGUAUGAGGAGAAAGAGCGCAUGGCAAUGAAAUUGCAAAAAGGCAUGUUCUCCAAAACUUUGGCUGCUUUCCAAAGUGGUGCCAGAAGUCCUGGACCGAUCACUCCCCAGAGAUUUUCAAGUCCAAAACGUCCAGAUAGCGCAAAGAAGACGCCCACACCAUUCCUCCCCAAAGACUUCUCCCCAACUCCAAACGUCUCAAUUACUCCAGUUAGUACCAAAAUAGCAGAGAAGGAUACUAGGAAACAAUCUUCAGGCAAACAAGUCCCUAAUUUAUACCAAGGGAAACGUUUUAUUCAGUCCAUUGAUCCAACUGGAGCUUACACAACCCCAUCAAUGCACCAAAGAAGUCUUCAAUCCAAUCAGUUAAAAAAUAGAAACCUUGCUGUAUCAAACCAAAAAUCUAUCAGAAAUUCAGAAACGGCGGGAAUUUUAGCCAAACCUGUAUGUCCAACCGGUGCCGUUUCAAUCAGCAAGGCGGCACCCUACAAUACCAAGCCUGGGCCAAAACCACAGCCUGCACCUGCUCACUCAGCACCAAAACAGCGCAACGCCUCGAAUCUGUUACCUGCCCAUAUCUCCAAACUUGGAACCGUUUCUUUGAGCAAAAGCAUCUCGUUGACGCCUGUUCCACCUGUGGAUAAACCUGUACCCAGACCAGGCGUAUCAAAAGUCCCUCCAAGCAAAGCUACCCCUGUUGAUAGAGCCUUGUUCACAACCAAAGUAGCCUCUCCUAAAUCUAUCGUUCAACAUAUUUCUAGUAACAGUGGUCUGUCAAUCACAAGGUCUCCCGGAGCCCCGAAUCCGAAACCCAUGUCACCCUCUGGUGGAAUGAUAAUUAAGAAAGCGCAACCAUCCACAUCAAUAUCUACGCCAAGCCCCAAAGUAACUUCUCAUGCCUUAACUAGCGAGGUUGAUAUUCGCACUGUCAUUCCGAAGGAUUUGAUCAUCACAACGGUUGGUAAAGGAAAAGACUCCACUUCUGAGUCGCCUGUUACAAUUCAGAAAGUGAAGCAUGCUGACAGCCCAAAACCAGCUGAACAACCUGCUGAUGUUGUUUCAGCUCUCAAAGCCUUCAACAAGAGUAUCACAAUUUUUCCCACGGAUGCUCCUUCAAAAUAAGAUUUUAUUUUUUCCUUCUAUUGUGAUAAAAAAUGUGCAGAUAAGGAAAUAUAUGCAUGAGAGAAAGUACAUAAAUCCUACCAGGAGCCAUCCUGACAUUGAAUACAUCCAAGAAGAACAAAAAUAAGUUACCCAUAAGAAAACCCUAGUUUUCCACCCUCUACAUAUUCAUAUUUUUUUGCUUCUUUUCUCGCUCCAACUUCUCUCCGUCUUUUGACUGUGCAUCUAGAUUAUUAUCAGGCAACAAAGCCACUCCUCUGCUAUUUUCUAGUCAAAUAUUUGUCAAAGUAUAAAAGCAAUCAACGUUUCUAAAGUUUCAUGAAGUUUCUAUUUUGUGAGGAACAAGGAAAAUUUACAGAUUUUAAAGAAAUCUUCAAAAGUAAAAAAUCUUGUUUGUAAAUAUUUUUAAUUCGUUUUCUCCCAUGGUUUUAGGAAAUCAAAAUCUGAUUUGAGUUGUCUCAAAAAUGAAUUUGACUGUGUGUACUUCUAAAGUGACUCCACAUGAUGAGUCCUUUCAAUACUCAUAGAGAGAAUAAGUCUUUUUUGCAAUUGAAUCGGUUAUUUACAAAAGGGCUCAAGCGCCAGGUAUAAAAAUACCAAAAAACAAUAGAAACUGUACGAAUCAACCCGUUUUAAAUUGCAGAUUCAUUAAUAAUGUGAUUAAUUAAUUCAUCGUUUUAAUAUUUUAGAGCUCUGAGAUUCAGAAGGGGUCAAUUAAGCUCUGGUGGGUUGAAGCAACUGUACGCCAACUCAGUAACGCAUUUUUAUAAUUAUUUUUUAACUCAAUGUUCUAUUACUUAUAAGAAAUCCAAAGAACAUUCAUCCAUCUAUAUAUUCAGAGUAAGGCAUACUAUUGAGAACUGCAACUGAGAAAAAUGUUCCGUAAUGGUAAACAGACUCUCUCAUAAUAGAGAAUCAUGCGCGAAAGAAUAAUGCAAAAUCUUGAAUGAAGUCGUUGCUUUGGAGGGCAGAGUUGGACACCAGCUAAAAUGAAGGCAUGCCUGGAAUUUAUCACACCUUAGCUGAUUCCUGAGCUGCAUUUGCUAACAAUGAAAGUUUUCUGUCACUACCGAUACUAUCUCUCACCAAAUCUCUCUUAGGACAAAAUGUACAA
Bemisia tabaci is the source of this 8535-nucleotide messenger RNA. Its product is annotated as calcineurin-binding protein cabin-1. Gene Ontology annotation, molecular function: nucleosome binding; protein binding. The record is from RefSeq and is a predicted model, not a curated record. Lineage: Eukaryota; Metazoa; Arthropoda; Insecta; Hemiptera; Aleyrodidae. Gene Ontology annotation, cellular component: nucleus. Gene Ontology annotation, biological process: chromatin organization.